This is a messenger RNA of Fusarium oxysporum Fo47, 1139 nucleotides long. RefSeq names its product S-adenosyl-L-methionine-dependent methyltransferase. The record is from RefSeq and is a predicted model, not a curated record. Lineage: Eukaryota; Fungi; Ascomycota; Sordariomycetes; Hypocreales; Nectriaceae. The transcript has a single exon. Gene Ontology annotation, molecular function: S-adenosylmethionine-dependent methyltransferase activity. The coding region runs from base 44 to 880 and encodes 278 amino acids.
CUCGAAUUAUAACUCGAUAGCUCAACAAACCAAACUUUUCAAAAUGGCGACAUCCCAAAGCAAAGACCUCCCCUCUUCCUCAUACUUUUCUGCGUUCGCAGCAAAUUAUCUUCAACAAACCGGAAGAAGCACAUACCGUGUCCUUGACUUGGCCUUCGACAGCAUCCAAGCCACAAGGCCUAUAACCAAGGGCUCGGUGGUUCAUGAUAAUGCUGCCGGUCCGGGAAUAGCAGCCUUAGUUCUUGUUGACAGACUCGCGGCUGAUGAUGUCCCUCAUAUUCUGGUGACUGAUAAUGUACCUCCAAUGGUCCAAGCCGCCAAAGAUUCUUUUACUUCGUUUCCACAGAUUGAAGCGAAGGUUCUUGACUCUCAGAAUCUAGAGGGAAUUCCCGAUGAGCACUUCACACACAGUAUCCUCAACUUCAGUGUUUACACCCUGGCUGACCCCGUCAAAGGCGUCAAGGAGAUCUACCGUACGCUCCGGCCUGAUGGUCUAGCCGCCAUCUCAUGCUGGAAACGUUUUGGAGCCGGUAAACUCAUUCACGCUGCGCAAGCUCUCGUCCGACCAGACCUUCCACCAUUGAAAAUACCUCAUCCUGAAUUCUUUGAACCAGGUGUUCUGGAAAAGACGACGAUCGAAGCUGGGUUUGACUCAUCCAAGUUUGAACUUGUGGAGGAUAGUAUUAUCGUUAGCGGACCUGAACUGGAAGAUGGGCUGAAGAAAUUUAUGCUGGGAGAUCUCAUGCGUCCUGCUCGAGCGGGAUAUACUAAUGAGGAGGAGAAGAGAUGGCCAGAGGCUGUUGAUGAGGUACUCAAGAAGGAAGUUGAAAGUUAUGGAGGGGUCAAAUUUGAGAGCUGGGUUCUUCUAGCUCAGAAGUAGAGGGACCAGGUUUUGAGCUACCUAACUUUAUUUUUUGAGAAUUAUCUGAUCAUGAAGAGCUAUCAUAGCCACCAUUUCGCCAUCACGAAUAUGAUAGGUCGACUGAGGAUAUAUUUUGACCAUUCCUGAUCGAAUACCGUUUUCCCAAAGAGUGUUAGGCCGAUAUAAAUCAUUCUUCUCCUUCAGGAUGGCAAGAUGAGAUUUGAUGCCUUCUAUAUCAUCCUUCCUGACUAUCCACCCAAUAGUCAACGGAGACGAA